This is a messenger RNA of Cannabis sativa, 1119 nucleotides long. RefSeq lists its product as uncharacterized. The transcript is spliced from 2 exons. Bases 1 to 1119 code for a protein of 372 amino acids. The record is from RefSeq and is a predicted model, not a curated record. NCBI's taxonomy places the organism in Eukaryota, Viridiplantae, Streptophyta, Magnoliopsida, Rosales, Cannabaceae.
AUGAAUGAACAGCACAGGGUAAAAAGAUCAUCAACAAAGGACUAUAGCUUAGUGUGUGUUGAUAAAAAUUGUAAAUGGUACUUCUUGGCAACAAAACAUGGAAAAACAAAUCUCUUCAAAGUCAGAAAACUUUUGGAGGAUCAUACAUGCUCAAUAGAACGCAUCCAUGACGAUCACCCCCAAGCAACAAGUAACAUAAUAGCUGACUGCAUCAAAAGAAAAAUUAGCAAUCCAAAAAGAAACUACAGGCCAAAUGAGAUUGUUGAUGAUGUAGCAGAAGACUAUAGUGUCUCAAUUUCUUACCAAAAAGCUUGGAGAGCAAAAGAGAAGGCUUCGGAAAAAGUAAUAGGCUGCCCACAUGAUUCAUACAAUGAAAUACCAGGGAUUCUAUACAUGAUCAAAAAAUGCAAUCCAGAUGCCGACAGACACAUAUUCCCACUAGCUUUUUCAGUAGUUGAUUCUGAAAAUGAUGCAUCAUGGCAAUACUUCAUGGAAAAGCUCAAAGAUUCAUAUGGGGAGUUUGAAUACCAAUGCAUAAUUUCUAAUAGACACGAAAGUAUAGCAAAAGCAAUGAAAUCAGUAUUCCCUAACUUGAUGCAUGGGGUAUGUUGCUUCCAUUUGUUCCAAAAUAUAAAAACAAGAUUCAGAAAAGGAGGAGAUGAUCUAAGAGAUGCAUUCUAUUGUGCAGCAAAAGCAUACAAUCAAACUGAUUUCGACGACUGCAUGAGGGACUUAGACAACAUUGAUAGUAGAAUUCGUCCUUACCUGACAAAUGAAGUUGGCCUAGAAAAAUGGACAAGGCGUUACAGCCCAAAUAAACGCUACUCAACAUUAACCUCCAACAUCGCCGAGUUUGUGAACUCAGCAUUGAAAGAAAUCAGAGAGCUACCGAUUGGAACACUGCUCGAAUGUCUACGUUGCUUGGUUCAAAAAUGGUCAUGGGAAAACAAAAAUAGAGCUUUGUCCACAUUCACAACAUUAGCAAAAGUACCAGAAAAGAUACUAAAGGAUAAACUGGAACGCAGUAAGAAACUAAAGGUAACCUCAAAACUUCACUUAUAUGCUACUUAUGCGCAUUCUGUUACUUCACACAAAGUAAAAAAAAAACAGUUAUACUAA